GAAAAAUUACGGAGAAGAGGCGGCUUAAGGUUUGGGCGACUGAUGAGCUUUCUUUACCGACUCCUCGAGGUCGAUUGGGAUAUCUCACAGCCAUUCCGUUCUUCAACAACGUCUCUCCGCAACAUCUACUGCACACGAAUAACCCAGAAUGUCGGCAGAAGGAGCAAGCAGUAGCCAGGACAAACCUGAGCUUCCCUCGGGCUUCACAUGGUUCAGGAUGCUGGCGGCGAAUUACACAGGAAUGAUCACAGACGAAGAGCGGGAGAUAUUCAACAACGUCGCUAAAGCGCGCUACGACGCCAGUCAAUGCAAAUCCUGCGAGAGUUAUCGGAAUUUCAACUUGAAGUGGAGUCCAAUCAUCAACUUCAUGAAAGACAACAUCGAAAAACUAGGCGGAGAAGUCGACCCCAGAAACAUCGAGUGUGUAAAAUGCACCGAGACCGUCGCGGGCGGGUUUAAUCCAGACCAUGGCAUCAUGAUUUGCCAAAACUGGGUCCAAAGCAAGACCCAUGUCGAAGACACAAUCGCUCACGAACUGAUUCAUAUGUAUGACGAACUGAAAUUUAACGUCGAUUGGUUUAAUUUGAAGCACCAUGCAUGCUCAGAGGUUCGAGCAUCCAACCUAAGUGGCGAGUGCAGGAUGAUGAACCAGAUUGUGCGAUACCGGCAAUUCAAGUUCGUGCGUGCUCAUCAGGAGUGCGUGCGAAGAAGAGCGAUAUUAUCAGUCACCGGCAAUCCAAACUGCAAAGAUAAGGAGGAAGCGGCUCGUGUCGUCGAUCAAGUCUGGGACUCUUGCUUCAAUGAUACUCGUCCUUUUGACGAGAUCUAUCCUUGAGUGCUGCAUGUACUCUACUCUGUAAAUAGCUAUAACUCAUGACUAGACUUCCCCAUGCAUAUUCUAAUC
Myxozyma melibiosi is the source of this 904-nucleotide messenger RNA. Its product is annotated as mitochondrial inner membrane protease atp23. The record is from RefSeq and is a predicted model, not a curated record. Gene Ontology annotation, molecular function: metalloendopeptidase activity. The coding region runs from base 149 to 835 and encodes 228 amino acids. Gene Ontology annotation, biological process: mitochondrial proton-transporting ATP synthase complex assembly; mitochondrial protein processing. The transcript has 3 exons. Lineage: Eukaryota; Fungi; Ascomycota; Lipomycetes; Lipomycetales; Lipomycetaceae.